Molecule: messenger RNA, 1556 nt
Organism: Phyllotreta striolata
Lineage: Eukaryota; Metazoa; Arthropoda; Insecta; Coleoptera; Chrysomelidae
Source: the annotation of a GenBank genome assembly
CAAAGAACGCUUUUGACGAAUUUAAAUGCUCCUAAUAGUCAUCCGAGUACAUCUUAAGGAAAAAAGUGACCAGUGCAACUAACGAACGAUCCCUUUUUUGGUGAAAUUCGAUAUCCGAAAGCAGGAAAAUGUCGAGGGAAAAGCAGAAAAUCUCGCAGGUGUCGCAGAUGUCGCAGGUAUCGAGGGCGAGCAAGCAGGACGAGCUGCUGAGCGUGCAGUCGCAGUAUUUCUUGAGAUUAGACGAGCUGAAAUUGACCAAGAAGGAGCGGAUCAAAAAGACCAUUUGGGAUCCGGACACUAGGCAGUUCUUCGGGAGGACUGGCACAAGUUGGGCUAAAAUCGGCCUGUUCUACUUCAUAUUCUAUGGAAUGCUAGCAGCUUUAGUUGCAGUAUGCAUGUGGGUGUUUUUCCAAACGCUGGAUCCCCGAAUACCGAAAUGGCAGCUCGACAGAUCUCUAAUAGGCACCAAUCCAGGCUUAGGCUUCCGUCCGAUGCCCGAAAACAACGAAGAAAGCACCCUGAUUUGGUUCCAAGGCUCCAACAAAACCACCUACACCUACUGGGUGGACAACAUACUGAAGUUUUUAGACAAGUAUUACGUUCCGAGUAAAAUAGCCAAAGGAAACGGCCAGAUCAAAACCUGCUCGCACCACGACUACCCGCAUUUGGGCGAAGUGUGCGAAGUGGAGGUCAGGGAUUGGGAGGAGUGCAACCGCGACCAGUUCUUCAACUACCACAAAAACUCCCCGUGCAUUUUCAUCAAGCUGAACAAAAUCUACGGCUGGACGCCCAUCUACUACGACGAUCCCUACGACUUGCCCAUCGACAUGCCCGAAUCCCUCAGGCACCACAUCAGGAGCAUCAACAACACGAGAGAACGCCAGAACGUUUGGGUGUCGUGCGAGGGCGAGAAUCCCGCCGACGUGGAAUAUUUAGGACCUGUUACUUACUAUCCUAAAGGUGUGCAAGGCUUCCCGGGUUACUUCUUCCCCUAUUUGAAUUCCGAAGGCUACUUGAGCCCUUUGAUUGCAGUUAGAUUCGAACGACCUGUCUCUGGUAUUGUAAUUAACGUGGAAUGCAGAGCUUGGGCCAAAAAUAUCAUCUACAAUCGGGCGGAGAGAUUAGGCUCCGUCCAUUUCGAACUGCUAAUCGACUAAUUGGGUCGAGCAAUAAAAUUUAUACAUUCCAAAAUACCGAGACUGUAUAGGCUUCUUUGUUAGAACACGUUAGUAUUGAUAGUUGCCUAAGUGGCCUUAAGACAUCGCCUUUCUUCUACCAUUUCUACAUAGUUGUAAGUAACGAAACGUCGGAGAAAUUUUUUACCUAUACCAAAUGUGUUUGUCGUAAGCAAUAAACAUUUCAUAUCUAACUCAAUAAAAACACGACAGUCUUAGUUUACAGUGUUAAUUUUAUCAUUGUGUUCUUCGUAAGUUUUAAUUGAUGUAUAUAUUUUUGUAGCCAUAUAGGUAUAGAUAACUGUUUGUUUUAUUUUUUGUUGAAUUCUUUUACCACAGAUCAAUCCAAUUUUUUAAUAAUAAAUUAUUAUUCCAGUACAU